Molecule: messenger RNA, 353 nt
Organism: Parasteatoda tepidariorum (common house spider)
Lineage: Eukaryota; Metazoa; Arthropoda; Arachnida; Araneae; Theridiidae
Source: RefSeq, a predicted model, not a curated record
AUGAAGCUGGGACAAACGUCGAGGACGUUUCGGAGGAAGAGAAGCAGUCCUGUUGCUUAUCAGAUGAAAUGGCUCUCCGAUUGGCUGACUUGGCUGUCAAGAUUGAAAAAUGCUACAGAUCUCAUCGAGAUAUCGAAUGGGGUUUUUGGAAAAAGAAUCUCUACAUAUUUCAGUCUCGACCAGUAACCAGUGGGUUUGGAGAAACUGACUAUGAAAUCGAUCAUGAAAUGGAUGCACAUUUGAGAAUUGAAGAUGAAUUCUUUACAGUGGCGAACGUUGGAGAAGUAAUGCCUGGUGCUCAGUCUCCUUUAAACUUGGAUGUGUUAUUCAAAUUCAUGCGUUUGAGUUUCCUG